Molecule: messenger RNA, 2006 nt
Organism: Aureobasidium subglaciale EXF-2481
Lineage: Eukaryota; Fungi; Ascomycota; Dothideomycetes; Dothideales; Saccotheciaceae
Exons: 2
Coding region: 364-1989 (541 amino acids)
Biological process (GO): carbohydrate transport; transmembrane transport
Cellular component (GO): membrane
Molecular function (GO): carbohydrate:proton symporter activity
Source: RefSeq, a predicted model, not a curated record
UGGCUGUAUCGCUCGUCUAGGGGCCAUGUGGUCGAUGGACUCCAUACCCCUAAUGGAAUGAUGCGUUGAGGGUAAAAGUUUUACCGACCGCUGGACUCAUGCACGCUCCUUUGCCGAUGGUUUGCCCUUUCUGGACGAACCGCUGACAACCCUAGGUUUUUCUCAAGCGGAGACUCCACAGAUGCUCCACUGAAAGGCUAUGAAGCGAAUUGCCGGGGUGUCCCACGGGGUGGGAUGCAAUGUGUUGGUGCGUUCAGGCAGGCACUCGUAUCCUUUUUAGUCCCUCGCGCUGCCUGUCUUCUUCGCUUCCCAUUCAGCACUCGUUUCUCUCCCUAGCAGUCGACGAACGACCAUUUCGCUACAAUGUUCAGACGAUACGCCAAGGACUUACCUGAAGAGGUUCUCAACUGGCGUCUUGGCUAUGCAGUGCUUGUCUUUGGCUUGUUGGGCACUGCCCGUGGUCUCGAUGAAGGUCUCAUAGGAACGACUACCUCUCAAAAAUCAUUUGUCACCCAAUUCGGACUCAAGAAUCCUCACAUGACUGCGACCGAGCAGGCCAACCUCCUCUCCAACAUUACAUCCAUGGUCCAACUCGGAUCGAUUUUUGGUGCUCUCUUUGCAUUCCCCAUCACCGACAGGAUUGGCAGACUCUGGGCUGUUCGUGAGCUCUGCUUAGUUUGGGUGGCUGGUAUCUCCAUCUUUCUUGGUGCCGCUGCUCAUGGCAGUAUCGGCAUGGUGUACGCCGGUAGAUUUAUCGCCGGACUGGGCAUUGGACAGACAACCGUCGUCGCCCCUACAUACCUUGCCGAAGUCGCUCCCAGAUCGGUUCGUGGACUGUGUGUUGGCAUCUUCUCCGGCUCAGUCUACUUGGGAAUCAUGCUCGGGUACUUUGCAUCUUACGGCACAUCAUUGCACAUCAGCAACCACAACCCCAUUCAAUGGGUGAUUCCCAACACACUGCACCUCUACUUCGCUGCCAUCAUCUUCACCUUCAGCUUUUUCGCCAUCGAGAGUCCUCGUUGGCUUGUCAAGACCAAGCAGCAGGCAAAAGCUGUCGAGAAUCUAUGCAGACUUCGUGGACUUGGACAGGAUCACGAACUCGUGCAAACCGAGAUCAUCGAUAUCAACAGUCAACUGGAACGCGAACAAGAAGCUACAAUGGGUGCCUCGAAAGUCGGUCUCCUUCGAGAACUGUUCGUCAUGCCAGCAAACAGAUACCGUAUCUUCCUGGCCAUUGGUGCUCAACUGCUGGGUCAGUGGAGUGGUGCGGGCUCAAUCACCGUUUACGCUCCUCAGUACUUUGCUCUGAUGGGCACAACGGGCACUCAAGAAAAGCUGCUCGCCACUGGAGUCUUUGGUCUCGUCAAAUUCAUCAGUGCCAUCAUGUGUGCUUUCUUCCUCGUCGACUUUAUCGGUCGCAAGCGCUCCUUGAGUAUUGGUAUCAGCAUCCAGUUCAUCGCUAUGCUAUACAUGGCGCUCUUCCUGGCCAUCGACACCACUAUUGGAAAAAAGGGCGAUGUUCAGUCAGCCAGUCAAAAGCAUGCUGCCAAAGGCGCCAUCGUCAUGAUCUACUUUUCCGGCUUCGGGUGGGCCAUGGGCUGGAACUCCAUCCAAUAUCUCAUCAACGCCGAAAUCUUCCCCCUGCGUCUGCGCGCUCUGGGUGGCUCCAUCGCCAUGGCGUUCCAUUUCGUUAACCAGUACGGUAACUCAAAAGCUGUGCCCGAGAUGUUUGUCGGCAUGACCACCGCAGGAACAAUGUUCUUCUUCUCGGCCAUCACAUUGCUUGGUUUGGCAUGGGUGUACUUCUUCCUACCCGAGACUAGUGGACGUUCACUGGAAAGUUUGGAUGCUGUGUUCGAGUUGCCGUGGUGGAAGGUGGGCAGGUAUGGUGCCAAGGUCGAAGUUACGCCUGCUUUGUUCGAUGAUGAGAAGGGUACCAUGGCAGAGAAGAAUCAACAAGUGGAGUAUUUGGAGACGUCGAGAGCAUAGUGUUAUGUAGUUGACAC